GCAGGAAGCGGAAGAAUAGUAGUAAGUCCGUCUGUUAAGUGGUGAAGCAGCACAAUGAGACAUUAAACGGCAGUUAAAUAAAACGUUAGAGAAGUUAUACAUCUCUGCCCCUUACUCUUCAGGAUUUGAGUGUGUUUAUAUGUAUGUAUGAUGGCGUGGGGAGUGUGCAGCAGGGCGCUCGUGUGGAUUAUAACUGCGAUCUUGUGCUGGUGUCACAGCAGUCUGAUGGGUUUUUGCAGCAGCAGCACCGUGUCAGUCCCAGAGAGUCUGCUGUUUGUGUCCACACUGGAUGGGAAUCUCCACGCAGUCAGCAGGAGAUCUGGAUCCAUCAAAUGGACCCUGAAAGAAGAUCCUGUUCUACAAGUCCCGACGCAUGUGUCAGAGCCUGCUUUCCUCCCGGACCCCAAUGAUGGCAGUCUGUACUCUCUCGGAGGGAAAAAUAAUGAAGGACUGACGAAACUGCCGUUUACCAUACCAGAGCUGGUGCAGGCAUCUCCAUGUCGUAGUUCUGAUGGCAUCUUAUACAUGGGUAAGAAACAAGACAUCUGGUAUGUGGUUGAUCUGUUGACUGGAGAGAAGCAGCAAACGCUGACCUCUUCCUAUGCUGAGAUGUUCUGUCCAUCAUCCUCUCUGCUCUACCUUGGCCGUACAGAGUACACAAUCACCAUGUACGACACGAAGAGCAGAGAGCUGCGCUGGAACGCCACCUAUUCGGAUUAUGCCUUCACCCUGCCCGACGACGACACCAAAUACAAGAUGGCUCACUUUGUGUCCAACGGUGACGGUCUUGUGGUGACGGUAGACAGUGAAUCCGGCGAUGUGCAGUGGGUACAGAACUACAACUCUCCCGUGGUGGCCAUCUACAUCUGGCAGCGUGAGGGACUGCGCAAGGUCACGCACACCAACAUUGCUGUGGAAACACUGCGUUACCUGACCUUCAUGUCAGGAGAGGGGGGACGCAUCACGCAGUGGAAAUAUCCAUUUCUUCGGGAGAAGAAGACUAAAGAUAAGCUAAUGUCCACGCUGUAUGUAGGGAAACACUCCACUGGCUUGUACGCAUCUCCCUCAUUGGUACAUGAUGGUGUUGCUGUUGUGCCCCGCGGAAGGAAGUUUCCUUUGCUUGAGGGCCCUAGUAACCAGGAGUCAAGUCUGGAAGAGGACCAGGAGUGUGUGAUCACACCCAGCACAACAGUGAAAUUUAACACUGCACUGAAGGGGAGAAACCGCAUCAACUUCAUGAGGAAUUCUCUGCUGCUGAUAGGUCACCACGAAACACCACCUGAUGCUCACAACAAAAUUUUGGAGAAAUUUCCAGAGAGUAUCCCCCGUCAACACAGCAACGUCAUUCCCCCCGCCACAGACAAAACCAUUGAAGAGAAGGUGAACGAAAGUGGAAUGGAGGACAGCAGUCCAGUGCCUCCACCCAUCUCUUCCCUGCAGGAGAAACCUGGACGCCAACCACGUGUGGAGACUCCGGUAGACUCCAUGUUGAAAGACAUGGCCACUAUUAUCUUCUGCACCUUCCUGUUGGCUGGAUGGGUGGCCUUCAUCAUCAUCUACCCAAAGAGUGUUAACAAGCAGCAGCAGCUUCAGCACCAGCAGUUCCAGCAGCAGAUGGAGGAGAAGCUUCACCUCCUACAGCGACAGCAUCUCAUCUUUCAGCCGCCUGACUCUGACUUCCUGGAGACAGCCCACAUCCGCUCAGAGAGCUCUGCCCACAGCAGCCCUAACAUCACCCCACGGGCGUCCAACCACUCUAACCUGUCCCAGUCAGAGAUGACACAUUCAGCCAAUGAGCAUGAGGAAGCAGAAGAGGAGUGCAACACUGUCAGUAUUGUGAACAUCACAUUUAACCCCAAAGAUGUUCUUGGACAUGGUGCUGAGGGAACUAUUGUGUACAGGGGUCAGUUUGACAACCGUCCAGUGGCUGUAAAGAGAAUUCUCCCAGAAUGCUUCAGCUUUGCAGAUCGAGAGGUUCAGCUGCUGCGGGAGUCAGACGAGCAUCCCAAUGUGAUUCGAUACUUCUGCACGGAGCGAGACAGACAGUUUCAGUAUAUCGCUAUAGAGCUCUGCAGCGCCACACUUCAAGAGUUUGUUGAGCGAAAGGAUUUUAACCGCUAUGGUUUGGAGCCUGUGACACUGCUGGAGCAGACAAUGUCUGGACUGGCCCAUUUACAUUCCCUUAAUAUAGUUCACAGAGAUCUAAAGCCACACAACAUUCUGGUAUCAAUGCCAAACUCACAUGGCCGAGUAAAGGCCAUGAUCUCGGACUUCGGCCUGUGUAAGAAGCUAGCAGUGGGUAGACACAGUUUCAGUCGGAGGUCAGGGGUCCCUGGCACUGAGGGCUGGAUUGCCCCUGAAGUGCUCAGUGAAGAUGCAAAGCAAAACCCCACAUGCAUGGUAGACAUCUUCUCUGCAGGCUGUGUAUUUUACUAUGUGGUAUCUGAGGGACAUCACCCCUUUGGAAAGUCCUUGCAGCGGCAAGCAAAUAUUCUAUUAGGAGCAUACUCUCUGGACCACUUACAGCACAACACACAUGACGGCAUUGUGGCCCGAAACCUGAUCGAAAAAAUGUUGAGUAUGGACCAAGAGAAAAGGCCAUCAGCGGAGAGAGUGCUGAAACAUCCCUUCUUCUGGAGUCUGGAAAAACAGCUGCAGUUCUUCCAGGACGUGAGUGAUAGAAUUGAGAAGGAGCCGUUAGAUGGAUCAAUUGUGAGGCAGCUGGAGAGAGGAGGGCGGGUAGUGGUGAAAGGUGAUUGGAGGGAUCAUAUCACUGUGCCCUUACAGACCGAUCUGCGCAAAUUUCGGUCAUAUAAAGGUGGAUCAGUCAGAGAUCUUCUGCGUGCUAUGAGAAAUAAGAAGCAUCAUUACCGGGAGUUACCCGAGGAGGUCCAGCAGACGCUUGGAUCUAUUCCAGAUAACUUUGUUUCCUAUUUCACCUCCCGCUUCCCUCUUCUUCUGCAGCACACACAUCUGGCCAUGCGCUCCUGUGCUGUGGAAAGGCCUUUUUUGCCCUACUAUCACACCUCCGAGUUGCUUAUACCCAGCAAACCAACAAGUGUGUCACAGACUCUGCCCACCCAGCAUAUCAGCCAGUCAGUAUCCACAGGCCUGCCAUCAUUUGAUCAGAUAACAGCACCACUGCAAGCACUGCCUAACACACUCUCUGAAGUGACAGUCUCGCCUGAGCUCACCACAGAGCAAAUACAGCCCGUCCCAGCAAUGUCUACUGAUGGAUGUGUAUAAACUGACACAUUCCUGGGAUAAUCUGUCUCUGGUGUGAAUAUGAUCCGGGCCUGCAGUGUCCAGACUGCAUCAAUGUAAAAGCGUCUCAAGUGCCUUUUAGUGCUAAUUUUACACAACAGCUGCUGUCUGGGUGACCGACUGUUUGAGUUUCUUGAUGCAGAUGAUGUGGAAGAAAAUGGGAUCCACAAUGGGCUUACAAAACGCUGAUUUUAAAAGACUUUUGUGAAGUACAUAUCCUGUGAUGCACACAUUUAGAAGACAGUACAUAUUUUUGUUGAACACUUGAAGUGAACAAGAAUUUCUACUGUGCAGUGUGACGCUCCAUUCGCGUCAUGUCAGAAUUACUUCAGUUACAGACUUGCAAAAGCAAUUAAUGUUUUCUUCAUGCUCAUCAUUAUUCGUUGGAAUUUUGUGAAAGCUCUAACAUCUUUGACUUGUCCCUUGUGAUGUCCUGAUAAACUUAAGUAACAGCGUUUUUCAAAAGAUAUUGCGGCUAUUUAUACAUUUUUAGCAUUAAACAUUUUAGUCGAUUGGACCUGGUUUGCUUUUUUAGUUCAAUAUUUUGCAAGAUUGUAUAAUUAUGAAUGAAUGUAGUAACAAAUUGUAAUCAAAACCCAAAUUGUAAUCAAAACCCAGAGUAAAAAGUAAAUUCUGGAUUUCACAUCAUGUUGAAAUUACUGUAUUGUUUUUUGUGAAUAUUUUUUCCAUUAAUAAUUGAAGUGGCCAUUGUGCCUUUAAUGACACUGUGUCAUGUGUCUUGAAUCUAAGAUGAGGCUGUUGUUUGUGGUUUUGCCUCUUGCUAUUGCUGCUGAAUAUGUCUGAAUCAACUGUAUGACAUUACUUAUGGUAUGCUCUCUAAAAGCUCUGGAUAUACUUUCAUGACUACAACUAUUUUCUUGCAUUAUGCUUAUAACCUCAGUCCUUCACUUUAUGGCCAACUUUAUUUUCAGCAAUUCUUAAGAAAAUUCUAUUCUAUUGGUACUGGAUAACGAUAUUGUUUCAUUUCGGGUGAUUUUACUGAGUGUGUUAUUUCAAGGAUAUUUGUAAAUAUUUAAACUAUUGUUGUAAUGUCUCAAACUGGAAACAGUUGUUGGGAAACAGACCAGUGCAGUUUUUUUUCACUGUGUUUUUUUCACAUAGUAUUUUACAUAAAACACAUGCGGUUGAAUGUACAUAUUCCCCACAGAGCUUUUAUAAUAUUGUUUUUAUAACCUUAUGUAUAUAUUUUAGUACUUUAGAGAAACAUGCACUAAGAUGCAAUAAUGCCUUUUUACAUGUAGUGUAAUAAAAGCUGCUAUUGUGCAAUGCCAGUUAUGUGUGUUUUUACCAAUGUCUUGAAAGAGUAUAUAUUUUUAAAAAUUCAAAUAUCCAGAACCCAACAACUAUACAGCAAGCAUACGUCACUAUUUCCAGUAGGCAUUUUAUAGGUGUAAUGACAUGCCUAUUAUUAAAUUGAUUAUUUGAUAGUUACACUUCUUAGACUUGUAUUAAAACCAAAAAAAAGACGUCCAUUGUGUUGAUUGUGCUGUUUAUUACUGCAAAACAAAUAUGUGAGAUUUCAAUAAUCUAUAGAUUUUGUGUAGUUUUCAUUAAAUGUGGAUCAGGUCUGUCAUGGCUCUGCUUCAUUUAGUCAUGUUUUUCUUGGUCCUGUAGCAGAGCCAUGACAAAGUCUUUGGUUAUGUGUGGAGAGAAACAUAUUAUUGUCCUUUUGACAAUAAUAUGCGUUCUCUCCAGUGUCUCGUCAUUAACCCCGCCCCUCUCGUUUCCUUUGUUAUCUUUCCCUGAGUGUUUUAUUACCCACACCUGCCUUGUGUCGUUAUCCCUCGUUUGUGUUCCCUUUAAAUGCCCUCAUGUUUCAUUGUCCUGUGCUCGGUUUGUUGUAUUUUUCUCAGUUUAGUUUUUCCCCAUUGUGGGUGUUUUUGUUUCUGUUUUGUUAAAGAUUAAAAUCUUAUCUGUUAACCCCUUCAUUGCUGUCCUGCAUUUGGGUUCUUUCCUGCCACAUCCAUCACAGAAUCACCGAGCCAACAUCAAACCCAGCAGGCAGUAUGGGCACAAGACGGUCCCACCAGGCUCGCCUCCUCUGCGGCAUUCGUUAGGGGAACGCGGACAUCGAGGACUAUCUUGAGAGGCUCCUGGAUGCCGCAGAGGAGGAUGUCUUCGGGGAGGAGGAGGUGGCGGUGCUUUUUAACGCCGGUCUCAGGGAUCCCCUGUCGCGGGCGGAGAUGCGGUCGUUGAGACCGCUGGACUUCGAUGUCGUGUGGCGGUACGUCAAGAACCGACCGGAGUCCAGGGUCUCAACACGUCACAACCACCCAUCUCCGCUGGCCGCCAUACAGGAGGGUCAGACCCUGCAGAUCGGGGUUAUAGGCAUCGCCACUCCGCUCUCCAUGCAGCCUCGCCACCAGUCAGCCUUGUUGGCAAGCGGGGGAGGCGAGCGUCCUGGGGAUCCACCUCCGAGGAGUCCCAGCCGGAGCCAGCCAUUCCUUAUACCGCCUUCCAUCACCCGACCACCAGCUGGGUGGCUCGGCGGUAGAAGAAGAGGCAACGGCGGGCAGCGUGGACUCCAACCCGGCCGGUGCAGCCGGCGUCCCAGCCGGUGAUCCAGCCGGCGUCCCGGCCAGUGAUCCAGCCGGCCUUCCAGCCGGCGUCAAGCCCUUUCCAGCCGGCGUCAAGCCCUUUCCAGCCGGUCCCUGGGAGACCCCCAGGGUCAAAGACUGUUCCCCCCAGGACUUAUCCUAAGUCCCCCAGGACUCCGCGCCCUCGAGCGCAGCCGGGGACUGGGACUAUUCCCCUCAACCUUUUUGGACUGCCUCCUAUGGGCUCUUGUUUGGCCCCACCCCCCCUCCCAUGUUUGUUAUUUUUACUGUCCCACCCAAGUCCUGUUAUUAUGUUGUCAUGUCUGCCCUUGAUUUUAUUUUAUUUGUUUUGCCUUGUCCUGUCUGUCACCCAGUUGGUCUUGUCUCGUCCGUCUACCCCUUGGUGAGCACCUGGAGGUGCUCAUUAAAGGGGGGGCUUCUGUCAUGGCUCUGCUUCAUUUAGUCAUGUUUUUCUUGGUCCUGUAGCAGAGCCAUGACAAAGUCUUUGGUUUUUGUUUUAGUUCCUGUCUUGCUCCCUCGUGGGAAGUUUUUGUUUGUUGUAUUUUUCUCAGUUUAGUUUUUCCCCAUUGUGGGUGUUUUUGUUUCUGUUUUGUUAAAGAUUAAAAUCUUAUCUGUUAACCCCUUCA
Messenger RNA from Triplophysa rosa, 6469 nucleotides. RefSeq names its product serine/threonine-protein kinase/endoribonuclease IRE1-like. The record is from RefSeq and is a predicted model, not a curated record. Gene Ontology annotation, cellular component: IRE1-TRAF2-ASK1 complex. The transcript is spliced from 22 exons. Gene Ontology annotation, biological process: IRE1-mediated unfolded protein response; mRNA processing; intrinsic apoptotic signaling pathway in response to endoplasmic reticulum stress. NCBI's taxonomy places the organism in Eukaryota, Metazoa, Chordata, Actinopteri, Cypriniformes, Nemacheilidae. The coding region runs from base 148 to 3246 and encodes 1032 amino acids. Gene Ontology annotation, molecular function: RNA endonuclease activity; protein serine/threonine kinase activity; ATP binding.